Molecule: messenger RNA, 1834 nt
Organism: Malania oleifera
Lineage: Eukaryota; Viridiplantae; Streptophyta; Magnoliopsida; Santalales; Ximeniaceae
Product: transcription factor UNE12-like
Exons: 8
Coding region: 444-1424 (326 amino acids)
Biological process (GO): regulation of transcription by RNA polymerase II
Cellular component (GO): nucleus
Molecular function (GO): protein dimerization activity; RNA polymerase II cis-regulatory region sequence-specific DNA binding; DNA-binding transcription factor activity, RNA polymerase II-specific
Source: RefSeq, a predicted model, not a curated record
UACUCCACGCACACCUUCGGCUCCCAAACACAGAAGCCUCUCUUCCAAAAAUAAAAUAUAAAAUAUUUCCCUCUCUCUCUCUCUCUCUCUCUCUCUCUGUCAGAUAGCACUGAUAUAAGACAGUACAGAAGCACAUCCUCCCGAAAACAAAAGAGAGAGAACACCUUCGCAGGCCACUCUCUCUCUCCCCACUCUCCCAUUUUCAAUUCCAGUUCCAAAUUCAAACAAAUUCAGAACACCCAUACGGCCAUACCCCCCUCCUCCCUUGAAAUCCACAACCCUCUUCCGGUUUAUCGGGUUCCGGAUCUGCCACCCGUUUACCCGACACCCUUGCUUCGGGUCUUCAACCCCGCCUUCCCCCUUCUCCCUCCUCUCUGUGUACCAUUUUUACCCAUAAAAGGCUGUACUCUCUUAAUUAGGACCGCAACCACCGAACAACAGCCAUGGCGAGCAACACUCCCGACGGCCUAGCCGACGAUUUCUUCGAGCAGAUCCUAGCCGUGCCGUCCUACGGCCCCGCGGGGGAGGUGGCUUUCGCCGGCGGCGACGCCAAUCUUGGCGGAGCCUCCAUGGGGCUGCAAUUAGGUUCCGGCGGCGGCGGAGGUGGAGGCGGCGGCGGGUACAGAGGGAUGGGCAUGCCUCUUGGGUUGAACUUGGAGCAGGGGUUCAUCCUGAAGCCGGACGAGGAUAAGCGCUUCCGAGAAGAAGUAGUUGUUGAUGCAAACAGUAAUGCCUCUUCUUCCGGAAUGCCUGAGAGGGAUUCGGUGCACCUGACGAGUCUGUUUCCAGCUUUUGGGCAGUUGCACGCUCAGUCCGUCCGGCCGCCGGCGCCGGCGCCUGCUCAGCCGCUGAUUCACCACCAGCCAUUUCAUGUGCAACCAACAUCUGGAGGAGUUGCUGCUGUACCACACCCACCUGUCAUACGCCCACGGGUGAGAGCCAGACGAGGUCAAGCCACAGAUCCCCACAGUAUAGCUGAGCGGUUACGUAGGGAAAGGAUAGCAGAGAGAAUGAAGGCUUUGCAGGAGUUGGUUCCUAGUGCCAACAAGACCGAUAGGGCAGCUAUGCUUGAUGAAAUUGUGGAUUACGUGAAGUUUCUAAGGCUCCAAGUCAAGGUUUUAAGCAUGAGUAGAUUGGGAGGAGCGGGUGCAGUGGCUCAGCUGGUGGCUGACGUACCUGUAUCAUCAAUUGAGGGAGAAGGUAUUGAAGGUGGCACCCAUCAGCAAGCUUGGGAGAAGUGGUCUACUGAUGGCACAGAACAGCAAGUAGCCAAGCUGAUGGAAGAAGACAUUGGAGCUGCCAUGCAGUUCCUGCAGUCCAAGGCACUUUGCAUUAUGCCAAUAUCACUUGCCAGUGCAGUCUUCAGAACACACCAACCAGAUGCGUCAACCUUCGUCAAGCCCGAAUCAAACAACUCUUCAUAGACCUGAAACGGAAUUUUGUCAAACAAGAAGUGAUUGUCAUGCCCGAGGGAGAAAGCGGCAAAACCCCUAGGCACUUGAUGUUUUGCCAUGGCCUAGUCAAGAAAAGAUUUGUCAAAGCUCUACUUAUUUGCAGCUGUUCUAGUAUCAGUGGUGGGAUUAGUGGUGGAUGACCAAAAUGUCGAUGGUGGGGACUGUCGUUUGUCUUUUUUGGAUAGUGGGAGUAGGGACCUUUUAAAAGGGGUGGAUGGGUACUCUUAUAUGAUGUAUUUGUAGAAGUUUUAAUGCAAGUUGAAAUGGAUAAUGGUUGGUUGUCUUUAAAAAAGUGACUUUGGAAGCUUCUGGCCUCUGCAAUUGUAUGUUUGUACUCUGCAAUUUAAUUUUUUAAAGGGUGAAGCUAACCCAAUGGCCAA